UAGACCGGAACCAUCUAUGACCAACUUCCUGUGUUGAAUUAAGCAUUAUUUUCUUGUUUUUGUGUAAUUUAUUUUAUCUCUUUUUAACUUUUAAGGCCGGAACUUGAUUAUUCGUGUGGAAUUUGUCGUCAAGAUGGCGGAGGAAUUACAAGAGAAUCUGAAAACCUACAAACUGCAGCUUCAACAGGUUGAAGCAUCUUUAACAACUGAUCCAGAUAAUGAAGAUUUACAAAAACUACAGAGUGAUCUACAGGAAGUUAUAGAUCUAACAAUCGAUCUGAUAAGUGGACAGAUGGUUGCUGCAGAGGCAGAUGACAGCACAUCUCAACCAGAAGGGGAAGCGUCUUCUUUAGCAACACAACACAAUUGGUCUGUUGGUGACAAGUGUUAUGCCCCUUAUUCAGAAGAUGGACAACAUUAUGAAGGAGUUAUAGAAGAAAUAUUAGAUAAUGGAUCAUGUACUAUAACAUUUGUAGAGUAUGGUAAUACAGAUAUUACACAGAUAAAUCUGUUACGACCUGUUGAUCAAGACAUAGGAUCAGGAGGAAGUAAAUCUGAUGCACAUGAUAACAAGAAGAACAAAUCAAAAAAAGAUUUGAUUGCUGAACAGAGAGAAUAUAAAAGAAAGAAAAAUCAGAAAAAAGCUCAACGAAUGAGACAGUUAGAGGAAGAACGAGAAUCGGAGAAAAAUAAAUGGCUGUCUUUUAAUGCAAAGACAUUUUCUAAAACUAGUAAAGGUAAAGUCAAGAAGAGUAUCUUUGCUACAUCUGACCACGUACAGGGUAAAGUAGGUGUCGGAACCUGUGGUGUAAGCGGACGACCCAUGACGACAUAUAAAGGUGGGGAAAAGUGGAGAAAAUAGACUUGAUUGAUUGAUUGAAAUACUUUGUGUGAGAAGUGGAUUAGAGAAAAUAGAAGGAAUAAAAUAUUUGUUUGUGGAUGGAGAAUAAUUGGUAAACACCAUGGAUGGACCAACAUUCUUUGUGUGGAACAAGACAAUGGUUAAAAAUAACAUGAUUGGAUAUAUUAAUGUUUCUUGUAAUUUGUGUAAAUUUCCAGGAUUAGUUGAGUGAAAAAUGGCCUAUAUAUUUAAUUAAAGAAAGAUCAAUUAAAUUAAAAGAAAUAGUUUGGAUUUGUUCUGAUGAAUAAUUAGACCGUCUAUGAAUACUCCUACAUUUUUCUGAUUUUUAAAAUUUAACCAAAUAUGAAAUAUGCCAUGAAUUUGAAAAAUUAAGGCCAGCACAUUACUGGGAUUUUUGUUGUCAAUGUGUUUAAAGGAUGGACACAUCAUUGCUUAUAUUCUUGUUAAUAACAGUUGUUCAUUAAAGUACAUGUAAUAAUGAACCAGAAUAAUGUUUUGUCAGUCUAAUUAUUUGGCUUUUACUCAAACUGUUAAAUAUACAUAUUAAUUUAGAAAUUAUAAGAAUUUAAGCUCCUGUACAUACAACCCUCUCAAAUUAUGUUUCCCAAAAAUGUUACUCACUAUAUUAAAAAAUGUAAUUAUAGCUAUCAGGAUAAAUUAUCGUCAUUAGACUUUAAUCAUCGUUGAUUUGACAGUUACUAACAGUUUAAUUAUUCUCUAAUAAUGCACAUUGUUUAUCUCUCUUUAACAUCAAGAGUUGAUUUUUUUUGGUUGCCAACUAACUUAGGUAUUGGCGUUUUUAAACAUUGUAUUUAAGAAAUGAUGAGGCGUGUAUGAUUCAAAGAUAAGAAAUAUAUGUAAUCUAGGUGCUAUUAUGUUGUGUAAUGUUACUUGAAUAAUUCUCUCUAUCCCAGCUUGUAAUUUUAGUGCAGAUUAAUGUUUAUGCAGAUAGUUAUCAAAAGAUUUUGAUAAAAGAUAUUUUUGUUAAAAAUGUAAAUAAAAUAUUUUGUAUAAAGUGUAAAUAAAGAUAAAUGUUGAGACAA
Patella vulgata (common limpet) is the source of this 1905-nucleotide messenger RNA. Its product is annotated as survival of motor neuron-related-splicing factor 30. Gene Ontology annotation, cellular component: nucleus; cytoplasm; precatalytic spliceosome. The record is from RefSeq and is a predicted model, not a curated record. Bases 134 to 862 code for a protein of 242 amino acids. Lineage: Eukaryota; Metazoa; Mollusca; Gastropoda; Patellidae. The transcript is spliced from 7 exons. Gene Ontology annotation, molecular function: RNA binding. Gene Ontology annotation, biological process: mRNA processing; regulation of alternative mRNA splicing, via spliceosome.